This is a messenger RNA of Ostertagia ostertagi, 1323 nucleotides long. The record is from the annotation of a GenBank genome assembly. NCBI's taxonomy places the organism in Eukaryota, Metazoa, Nematoda, Chromadorea, Rhabditida, Trichostrongylidae.
AUGGUUCACGCCAACACAACAAACGACCUCGAAUUGGUCCUGGAUCGUAUCCCGAUCGAAUAUCCAGCUCUCGUAAUGGAAACGUUCCUCUCAAUUGAAAACGGACAAUCCGAACUGACUGUCGCCUCUCUACGCUGUAUGGUUACGGUGGAUGGUUUCGAAACACAGUGUAUUUGUGUGGAGUACAACGCCGGUCUGGAUCGCAGAACGAAUGGCAUCAGGCAUGAUACAGAGUGUGAUUCUGGUAGAAGUACUGUACAAUUGCCACUGCCUCCAUCAGGACUCCCGUACUCUGCUAGAUCCGUAGUCGUAUACAAGAAUACUCGUGGUCGUCCUCCUGGACUUUUGGUAGUGUCCGGAGAAGGAGUCGCGCGGCACUGGCCUUCAGUCACGUCUUCAAUUCACAGCGAAACUGUUAUCGAUUUGACAAGUGAAGUCACUCUAUCAGUACAACUUUUGGAAUCGUCAGAUAUUGAUACAUCCUUCGUUCUGACUACCACCUCCGGCUCCGUAUACCUGCUUUUUGGCGGUGCAGUGCAAACGCGGGGAGAAAUUCAGUUUGCAAAAAUUGGUUCCAGGGAAACUCGCGGAAUAGGAAGGCGCUUGUCGAAUAUCAUUUUCGGCUCUCAGGGCUCCGCCUCUGACAGCUCACAUGUUAUUAACUCGCUAGUUUUCCGAGGAGAUUCUCAGGAGGAUGGAGGUGUCAGUGCCGCCGACGCAGCGGUUGUUACGAUCUCACCAAGCUGUAUGAACUGCUUCAAUGUUGAUAAGAAAGGAUUGGCAUGGACCGUUAAUACUCGUACUUUCUUGGAGGGAUACGUCACGGGUUUUUUCGAGGUCUCAAUGACUCGGUUUGACGGCGGCGCACCAACAGAUGUUGAAUGGUUCUCAGUAAUACCUGUUGGAAGCAGUCACACGAAUGACUUCAAGGCCGAUGAAGAAUCCUGUUUUGUUGGUCGUGUUUCUCUGUGUGUACCUGGUCUAACGUCCAACUCAACCAAUUGCGAACGGACUGAUGGAGUGAUUAUCCUCUAUCCGCAGUUCGCUUGUGAUGACCGUUUCUGUUAUGUUAUGACCGUCGAAGGAGGUAUUUCCUGUGUCCGCCUCUUGCCUAAAGCAGUUCUUGUUCUUUUUAGGGGUUUCGACGAUGACUUAAAGGAUGACACGACUUUUAUUGAUGAUCUCAUGGAUAUCAAGGAAAAUGUAUCUCAGGAUGAAAUGGCAUUGCCACUGUUUAUUUCGGCAUUCGCAUCGUUUGUUGAGAAAAACAUUGUAAGUUUGCUUACAAGCAGUUUCACACCUUUUUCGGAGAAUUUUAUGUGA